Falco peregrinus (peregrine falcon) is the source of this 6118-nucleotide messenger RNA. RefSeq names its product negative elongation factor complex member A (gene NELFA). The transcript is spliced from 12 exons. Gene Ontology annotation, cellular component: NELF complex. The record is from RefSeq and is a predicted model, not a curated record. Lineage: Eukaryota; Metazoa; Chordata; Aves; Falconiformes; Falconidae. Gene Ontology annotation, biological process: negative regulation of transcription elongation by RNA polymerase II. Bases 403 to 2022 code for a protein of 539 amino acids.
UGUGCUUCAAUUUCAAUUAGAAAGACACUAAAAUGAACUGUUUAUGUUGCAGUUGAAAACCCCCUGAGUCUUCUGGGAUUUAGGCAAUUGAUUAAUUUUUCAUAUUUAAAUAACAAUGAGCUGAAUCACAAGGGAAUAUGAACGUUAUGUGUACCAACCCCCAGCUCCUGAGGGCCUGCCGCUAGCUUUACGAGCCGCUGAGGUAAUCCCCUUACAGCUCAAGCACCCAGCACAAAGCAUCUCUGGGGAAAACGAAGAAAAAGACACUCAGCUCGUGCCAGACCGUGGCACCACCGGGGGAUUCACCAUCCAGCACGACAUGCGCAAGCUGCCUUUACCUUGGCCGAGAAGCAAACCAAGGGCUGAUAGGACCUGAGGAAAACAGGGAGGUGUCUUCAUAAAAUGCCCGUGGAGAAUCCCCUCUUUUUUCGCCCCGCUCCCAAGAUGGCGUCGAUGCGGGAGAGUGACACUGGCCUGUGGCUACACAACAAACUGGGCUCCACAGACGAGCUGUGGGCGCCGCCGAGCAUUGCCUCGCUGCUCACGGCUUCGGUGAUCGACAACAUCCGUCUCUGUUUCCACGGGCUCUCCUCGGCCGUCAAGCUCAAGCUGCUUCUAGGGAUGCUGCACCUGCCCCGCCGGGCAGUGGAUGAGAUGAAAGGGGCACUGACUGAAAUUAUCCAGCUCGCUACCUUGGAUUCAGACCCCUGGGUCUUAAUGGUAGCUGAUAUUUUAAAAUCCUUUCCAGAUACUGGCUCCCUUAACCUUGAUCUUGAAGAACAGAAUCCCAAUGUUCAAGAUAUUUUAGGAGAACUUAGAGAAAAAGUAAGUGAAUGUGAAACUUCAGCUAUGUUGCCGUUGGAAUGCCAAUACUUAAACAAAAAUGCCUUGACUACACUAGCUGGGCCACUUACUCCCCCAGUGAAACACUUUCAGCUGAAAAGGAAACCUAAAAGUGCCACUCUCAGAGCUGAACUCUUGCAGAAGUCAACAGAAACUGCACAACAGCUAAAGAAGACUGCAGGAGUGCCUUUCCAUGCCAAAGGCAGGGGACUGGUCAAAAAGAUAGAUACAACAACACCACUCAAAGGAAUACCAAAACAAGCUCCAUUCAGGAGUACUUCAGCACCUAGUGUAUUUAGUCCAUCUGGAAACAGAACCCCUAUUCCUCCUUCGAGAACACCUUUGCGCAAAGAAAGAGGAGUAAAGCUUUUAGAUAUCUCUGAGCUGGAUAUGGUAGGUGCUGGCCGUGAAGCAAAGAGAAGAAGAAAGACAUUAGAUACAGAAGUUGUGGAAAAGCAAGCCAAAGAAGAAACAGUAGUAGAAAAUGCUACCCCAGAUUAUGCUGCUGGUCUUGUGUCUACACAGAAACUUGGUUCAUUGAACAAUGAGCCUGCACUACCUUCUACAAGUUAUUUACCCGCUACCCCCAGUGUGGUUCCGUCUUCCUCAUAUAUCCCAAGCUCUGAAACACAGCCAGCUGGCUCUGCACGAGAGGCCUUGCAGACUAACAGACAGCCUGAAGAGCCUGCAGCUCCAAAUGCUACUACAACUCUUCCUGCACAAUUUAAACAAAGAACACCUAUGUACAAUAGUAACUCUAAUCCACCUGCAGCUACACCUACCUCACCCCUAACACCUACCACACCUCCUGCCAUUUCCCCAGCAGCACAAGCACCACAAGUAGCCCCUCAAACUCAGCAGCAGCCACCACCAAAAAAAAGCCUGUCUCUCACAAGGGAGCAAAUGUAUGCUGCACAGGAAAUGUUCAAGACUGCAAACAAAGUUACAAGGCCAGAAAAGGCUCUUAUACUUGGAUUCAUGGCAGGAUCAAGAGAGAAUCCUUGCCAAGAGCAAGGUGACAUCAUCCAAAUUAAACUUAGUGAGCAUACAGAAGAUUUACCAAAGGCAGAUGGCACUGGCAGCACCACUAUGUUGGUUGAUACAGUCUUUGAAAUGAACUAUGCUACUGGUGAAUGGACCAGAUUCAAGAAGUACAAACCUAUAACUAAUGUUUCCUAAGAGAUGCAGCAACAGCAGACUGGACCAAAUCAAGCUUAGAGUCAACCAACUCAUAGAGUAUGUCAACUGUACAAAAUGGCAUUCAUGUGUACAUUUCUUAUUACCCUCCAGAAUAGAGAAGUUACGGCUCUCUAAUAACUGGGCUCAGUGAAUGCAGAAGAAGAUGUCAAACUCACUUUGGUUUUUUUUUUUUUUUCAUUGUGGGAGAGGGAGAGGUGAUCUUAAGGUGGGGGGGAAGUUGUUGGUGUGAUUUUGUUUUCCUACAGUUCAAGAUGCCGGAAAAGGAGAUCACAACUGAAAGAUUAUGGAUGGGAGCAGUUUACUUCUCAGUACUGAAAGAUAACUGCUGCAGUCAUUCACAGUUUACCAUUAAAUGAGGGCACAGAUCUUUAUUGUAAAAAUAUUUUCUUUGGCUACAUGGGUUCUAUUGUAAGAAUAGACAUUUAAAGCACCACAGAUCAGUGCUUGAUUAUUUUGUAGUUCAGCUGCAGUAUAACUAAAUAUUGCAGGUGGUAUAUGUCCAGUGUCUGAUGGUACCCACUGUAUGUUAGCUUAUUUAUGCUUGGGUCAUAGGCUGAGAUUGAGCAGCUUUGUUAACUCGCUUACUGUCCAUGUCCAUGCCCAGCAGAGUUAAUCUAUAUUUGGCAUUAUUUGAGAGAAACUGAGUAUCGUAGCUUUCUGAGGAACAACACCAUAAUAAGAAAGAAAUGAUGGUGGCUUGUCACUGCCUGGAAGUGAUAGCUAACUCUUUGCCCUCCAAGUCUUGGGGUAGAAGUUGAUCUAUGGUUUCUGCAUAGCAAGCCCUUUGAACUGCAUAACUUACCUGGGAGGAAGUGAAACUAUUACAUCUUGAGACCAAUUGCAGCUGAAUGUAAAAAUGGCCCUAGAAAUGGCUCAGUGACGCAUCUGAAUGUAGAUAGUUGGAAGACUUGUUGUCUUGAGGCAGUGUUAAUUAUGUUUAGUUGAGCAGUCAUAUCGCGUAUGAGCCCUGAUCCAAAAAGAUUUGAAUGACUGUAGCUGUGGUUGUUACCAGUGCAAGUUAUAUCAGUAUAAUCACUAAUGUGGCCACAAUUAUAUGGGUGUAUAAAUGUGCCUUAUACUUGUCCCCUUCUAGUAGAAGCACAUCUUUGUCUUUAUAACUGUGUUCACACCACUGGUAUAAUCUGGCUUUAAUAGUACAAAUAAAUCUUGCAGUUAUUGAGAGGGCUUAUGUACGUAGUUCAGGAUUCAUCAUCUGAAGGAGACUUGGCUUAAACAUCUGGUUUCUGCAAGUAUGUGUGUGUGGAGCUGUGCUUGGUUGAGAACAGUGCUUAAAAGGAAGAAAUACAAAGAUGAGUAGCAUAGUGGUUGGUUGGUGCUGAGGAUGUUAUCUUGGGCUGAUUAGAGGUUCGUGUUAAAGUGGAACUCUUAGGACAAAAAGGCUUUUUGCUUUCUUUUUUCCAAAAAGAAAGCAGACCAAAUCCCCCAAGUACACAUAUACUAACAAAGGCUUUUAGGUGAUUGAUUAGAAUCUUUUUGUAUUGUGGAAUUUUUAUUGGAUUUUAUUUUUAGUUUUUUCAAACAAAUUAUCCAACAGAACAGGGCAAGUAUAAAUAAUAAGAAAAUCUAUAUUCUGCAGUGUUUUAAUAUGUGACCAAAAGUACAGAUUUCUUAACUUAUAUAAAAGCAGAUAUACAGAAUGUUCUAGCUUCUGUAGUGGGCAAGUUAUUUGAUGGUAGCUGCUACCAUUACAGAGUUGUGCAUGUAGUAAUGUGAUGUUUACUAACAUGUAACUGUCACACCGGGGGCUCUCCUCUACAUAAUUACCCCAUUUCAGAAUCGAUGCAGAUUAUAAUUCCUACUGUGAUUUUUCUUUAAACAGAAACCAGCCUGAGAAGUGAGGAUGAGUGGUGGGGUUUAGUUUUUAGGAGUUCAGUAGAAUGAGUUUUCAUGAUUUAACUUAUUUGAUUAUAGUAUGUUACACAGUAAGGGCUAACAAUAGAAUAUGAAAGUAUUUGCCUUUUUAAAAGAAAGGUGUAAAGAAAAGUGACAUUCCUUUUCUUGUCUGCAUUCAGAUUUUUAAAGCUUUCUUGUGAUGACCAGUUUCCUGUAAACAUGUAUGAUACUUCUGUCUUAACUGUUCCUGCUUGCUAGAUAAGCUGCAAGUACCAAAUACAGUUUUUACAAAGAACUUUUAGAAAAUUAGCUGACCUGAGGGGCAUGUAUUGACAUUGUAAGUUGUUGAUGCAAGGCUCUUUGCAAUUUAGUAGUGUUCAAGAGGUGCUGUGUGAUGGCUCUUUUGGCUUACUUGAGAUUAAUGGGGGUCCCUUGCUAAACUUUCUUGGUCCACAGAAGUCUGUAUCUCAGACUGUGCUGUUGGGAUGGAAACAGGUGUCCCUCUCCUCUUCAGGAAGCCCUCCGAGGAUGCAGUGGGGUCAUUUGAGUGCAGUAGUGUAUAGGAAGCUUAACCGUGAUGCUGUGUGUAUUUGCUGCAUAACAAAGUUGGUCUCCAGGCCUAUUUGUCUAAAGUCAGUCAUAUGCAAUAAACUGAAAUUUUAAAUAGAAGCAUAGGAUCUUUUUAAUUCCUUAAAGUCAUUAGUAUGUGAAAAUUUUAACACUGCAAAAAUAAUUUAUUUUUAAAGUUAAUUUACGACCCUCAAUACGAGAGCAUUACUUCAUCUUGAUCUGUGAGUCUAGAAUUUUUUUUAAAAUGCAUAAUGAAAGGGAAGUUUUUGCCACGUUAAAACCAUAGGGUAAGAAGAAAAACUACGUGGAGCUUUUUGGUUCAGAGAAUGCAAUCGUUGAACUGGUGGCCUGAAAGUGGGGAUAAUGGCAGACAAUUUGGAAGGGGCAACAUCAGCGUUUAAAUUCCAGUAUGAUAGAAUUGUUGCAUACAGAACAAAAUCUGGCCCUGGAACUUGGUAUUUUUUGUCUUGAAUAUUCAGUCACUUGGAUGUCAGCUAGAUUCUAUCCAGUGAGGCUCAAUGUGUGCUGUAAGAUUAAACAACAACAUUUGUUGACUCUAGGAUGACUUGCAGAUGUACUGACGUAUUGACCAGAGAAGUAGCUCAGUUUUCUUAAAGCUUUGUUUGUGUCCUUUUCUAUUUCCUUUUAUCCAAGCAUGAAGUUUUAGGAAAUAGCAAGCCUAAACUCCCGAGGUGAAUUAGUGCACCUCAGCAAGGCAGGAUGUCCUAGCUUCUUUUGCCCUUGCUUGUAAAGAAGCACCUGUCUAUGCAAGCCUAGGCAUGAUAUGAAUUAGCACGUUUGGUUUUUAGAGUAUGGAAUACUGGAAAAAAUCAAUGAAAGUGGCUUGUGUUUUCCCUGUCCAAUCCAAACUUUUUUAUUCUUAGGGGAGAAAGAGCACAUACAUGCAUACCCAGGCUUCUUUAACAACUUGUCCUACACUGAAGUGCUGUGUUUCUUUAGGCUCCUUUUUCUUUCAUGAGCGCUGUGAGGACCAGAAAGAGUGAAAUGAGUGUAAUGAAGAUGGUGAGCCUGGGGAAGAUACUGAGCAAGAGUUUUGAUCAUAGAUUCCAUCUUCCAUUUCGACUUUCCUACCCUAGUGCUCUGUAGUUAUCUCCAUACAGAACAGUCUAGGCUUAAUGUGGUUAACACUAGCAUUGGGCCAGUAUUUUGUGGGUUGACUUGAUUUUUCUCUGGUAGCUUUGCUGUUUAAUCUUUCAGUUAAAUACCAUAGGAUGCUGGAUGAAACAGGGAGGACCCUUUGGUAAUUGCUUGAUGUCUCUCUGUGAAAUUGGUCUUUCCAGAGAAGAAAAACUUCUCUCACUAAGUUGUGUCAAACUGCAGACCACUUGUCUAGAUGAAAGAAGCUUGAGACUUUGACAUUAUACAGUUUCAGAAUGAAUCACAUUUUCAUAGUAAGAUCUGACUGGAAAAAAAAAAAAAAAAAAGACUAAAAAAUGUUAAGCCAGAGCCCUCUGGGAAUCUGGUGCCUUUAACAAGAACUGUCAUUUUGUAAAACGUUUCAUCUAUAGUAUAGCCCGUAUGUUUUCUAUUGUUUUUUUUGUACAGUUGUAAAUUCAAAAUAUUCUGUCUUUGGGUACGUAUUUUCAGUGUAAUACAGUAUGUAUAAUAAAAAUUUAGAUUUUCUAAGGAA